Hydractinia symbiolongicarpus is the source of this 1849-nucleotide messenger RNA. RefSeq lists its product as uncharacterized. The record is from RefSeq and is a predicted model, not a curated record. The transcript has 2 exons. The coding region runs from base 650 to 1219 and encodes 189 amino acids. Lineage: Eukaryota; Metazoa; Cnidaria; Hydrozoa; Anthoathecata; Hydractiniidae.
AAUAUCCGAAACGGGAAUUUUGUUGGUAGUUUCAGAAGGGAAUCUUUUCCGUCUAAAUCAGAUCAGAUAAUCUUGUAAUUGAUAACAUUUAAUUAUUUUAUUAUUUUCAUGCAUUUGAUUCAGAUGUGAAAAUCCGAUUAUUUGGUAUGACAUGCUAUGCUUUUGUUUAAGAAAACCUGAGUUCGUCAUUACCGUUGGUAUGUGUCAUCUUGACGUACUGGUUGCUUGUAAAGGUAAGAGUGAAAUAUUUUUAUUAUUUCAACUGACUCUAACCCUAUUUAGUUGAAGGAGGCAAAUUAAUUUGAAUAUUUUUAAACAAAACACGUCAAAGAUAUAUGCCAAAUAACAGAUCUUUGAAAACUAGAGUUUCAAUAUAAAAUGCUAACGUCAGCAAAAUUUAUUGAAUAUGGUCACAGAUUUUAUCGAUCUGUGGACGUAGGAAAUUAUUCUUCAAGUAACUCCACUCUGCUCCUCCAUUUCUCCCUCCCCCUCCCCUUUCACGCAGAACUUCAACAGGUUGGCAAAUACUUUUAUUUCUGUAUUCUAUAAACUUUUGUUGUUUUUUUAGGAAUCACACCAAACAAAUUCGAAGCUAUUACAGAGUAAUAACCAUACUGAAAAUAUAAUUCUUAAACAACUGGAUCGAAAUAUGACAAAGAGACUUGGUGGUGUUACAAAAAAGUCAAAUAAAAACGGUAAAAUAAAGGGAAAUAAAAAGAUGGAGAUGAAGAAGAGAGAUGACAGUCACCGGAAAGAACGUAUGCGCGAUAACAGCUAUCAGAUGGCAAAUUUACCUACUAUAUUUAAUAUAAAAAAGAAAAGUCUCAUUAAAAAAAAGAAGCCAGAGAUUAAAAAUGAAAACCCGAAGCGAAAGGCAGUUUUUAAAACUAAAGGUGAAAAAGAGCAAGGCAGCAGAGGAUAUAAGAAUGAUUUCCAAAGAGCAAUAUUACCUACUAUAAGUUCAAGGAGAAAGGAACCAUGCAAGAAUGAUUGCCAAAAAGCAAAAUUAACUGUUCUGAGUCCAGGUGAAAAAAACGGAUAUAAGAAUGAUUGUCAAAACGCAAUAUUAACUGCUAUUAGUCAAAGUAAAAAAGAUGAAAUAUAUCAGAAGGUAGAGAAUACUACACAAGAAAAGUAUGUAAAGAGAAGAAAAAAAAGAAUGAAAAGCACAAGUUAUUUUAAAUCGAAAAAACUAUUGAACAAACACAAAAAAUGGUAAUAAUAAUUGUAAAGACAGUAUCUGAAAGAUAGACCAGUAGAGAAAAAUCGGUAGAUAGCCUAGUUAACUAUGCUUUCUUCGAGGAUAUCAAAUUCAGUUUCUCUCAAGCAAAUGCCCAGACGCAAACAAAUGUCAGAGCAAAUCACGAAAAUUCAAUUCCACCACAAAACACCCCAAAACUACAAUCAUUCAAUCAGCACCAAGUCGGCGUGGUCACGUCUUACCCUCUUAAAUAAUUCAAAAAUUAUCUAUAUUUGUUCAGGUCAGCGAGGCCUUUAGCGCUCAAAGGAAAAGAUUCCCGAUAGUGACCACGUUAGCAAAGAACAAUAGAACUGACCAAUCAAAAAGUAGAAUAAAAGUAGAAUACUGACCACAGAAAAAUCGUUUGAAAACCAGCCUAUUAUUUCCCACCUUAGUAACUUCCCACCUUCGUGGUUGUAAGAAAAAUUUAGCUAGGAGACCCACUCCUAGCUAAAUUGGUACAGUUCAAUGAAGGAACAUUUAGGAAAUGUGUAAUUUAUUUAUCUAAUUGAGCAUGUCUUGUCUAUAAUAAUUUUAUGUAUUUAUUUAAGAAGGCUGAUACUUUCAGUAUAUUUUAUUUUUCACUCAAAAAUUUUUAUUUAUAAGAAA